UUUGAGAGGCGAAUGUUAGGUUAGAAACCAGAAAAUAAAUUGAUUCGUUUGUUAUUUGGUACCGCAAAGGAAAGUAAUUCGCUUACACAGAAUUUAUUUCGAGUUGGCGCUCACCGAAAAAAGCAAGCGAAUAAAUUUUGUAGGGCGGGCUUCGUUUAAAAUGUAGCAAAAAAAAAAUAAAAGGCUUUGUUUUCGAAACCGUCGUUCAAUAUGAUGCCAAUAGUUAAUAAUCACGAUAUUGCCUGCUUUUUCGUCACAAAGCAUCACAUAUGGAAAGGAAAAUAUAAGAGAAUAUUUUCUAUCGGCUCCAAGGGUGUGACAACCUACAAUCCUACAAGUUUAGAGGUGACUAACAGGUGGUCUUACAACGAUUUUGUAUCGAUUCAACCCCUCAAAGGCACACCAAAUGAGUUCCAGAUAAGUGUCAAGAAAGAGAAAAAGAUCCUAAAAAUGACAUUUUCAACGGAGCACCGCUCUCACCUCAUAACCGAAGCUCUCAGGUUUAGACAGAAUUUUAUGGAAAAACCCAAGGAUGUAUAUAGGUACCAAGCUUAUAAACACCAUUGGUCGGACAUAAGACUGCCAGUUCUCUUAGAAGUCACUCCAUAUUCGUUAGAUCAAUUGGAUCCUACCACCAGUUCUGUGCUUGCCAGUUAUCAUUUUAAGGAUUUUGAAGGAAUAUGCACCAUCUCUGACUAUCCAGGUGGAUUUGUGAUUGUGUGUGGCGGAUUUGGCCGGUUACACUUGUUCCAAGCGGCCGAUUUUGAACAAAUCAAAAUUAAAAUUAUGGAAUUUGCUGCAUCAUUCUUGGCGGUAAAUAUCAAAGUCCUAGGUCAGCCAAUCAAUUUAGAGGACUUUCAGAGACAAAGGUUUGGUAAAUACAGCGACGACAAUUACCUGACAUCAGUUUCUGAAUUUUCUGUGUACAAAAUCCAAAAACCGAGGCACUCUGAGCCAGUCAGACGCAUACUGUGCUUGUCGGAAGUGUGCCUGCUCGAGCGUGAUCCUCAAACUUACAGUAUUUGUACUUUGCAACCUCUAUGUGAUAUUUUCGCUUUAAUUCGUGAUAACAAAAACCCGCAGUUGUUCAGUGUGGCAUAUGUCAAUGGGCAAAUUAGAACUUACACCACUACCGAUAGGGAUGCAUUAUUAGCAUCACUUCUUGAUGGUGUUAGAGCCUCGGGCAACAAAGAUAUUCACGUAACAAUGAUCCAAACGCAGAGGGGUCUUAGAUUGGGGCCGUUGCAUUUGCCCGUUGAAGAGGAAGCGGAAAGUUUACACUUGAAGUUCCUGCAGAAUCCGCCCGUCACAGAGAACUUCUUCAGAUGUGUGCAGAGGUUCAACGCUAAUGCUCCUUACAGCGGGCUGUUGUACAGUGUGAGCCAAGAGGGUAUUUUCUCUGAAAACAAGGAGAAACUGAUCAUGGCGGCGCUACAGUCGCUCGUCGCGAAAGAGGGCGAUCAGAAAACCAUAUCAGCAGAGGAGCUUGAGGCACAGUUCCAAGCGUUGAGGCGGCUCCUGGCCAGCAAAGUCGGUUACGCCUCCUUCACCAAAUUGGCGGGGUUUCGCGAAGCGAUCGGCAUGAAGGUGGUGACCGCGUUGAAACGUAACGACUUUGCUGUCACACACGCCGCCGUAGACAUGAUCGGAGCCCUGAUGCAUCCGAUGCAUGAUGACUACGACCUGAGACAGGAGCAACUGAACAAGUCAUCUCUGCUGCAAACGAAAUCGUUCUUGGAGAGUUUGCUCGGCAUGUGGGCGACGCAUAUAGUCCAAGGCACCGGCGCCCUGAUAGUCACUGCCAUGUUGGAUUUUUUGACGUUUGCCUUAUGCGUGCCGUACAGCGAGACCACUGACGGCAAACAUUUCGACAACUUGCUGGAAAUGGUCGCUGAUCGGGGUAGGAUCCUGUUCAAGUUAUUUCAGCAUCCUUCGAUGGCUGUAGUGAAGGGAGCGGGAUUAGUCAUGCGCGCCCUCAUUGAGGAGGGCGACUCGGAAGUGGCGGCUAAAAUGCAGAACCUCGCUCUCGCAGAAGGCGCGUUGCCCCGUCACUUGCUCGCUGCCCUCUACACCCAGGGUUCUGACGGCAGAAUGCUGACGCAUCGGCAACUGUCGAGACAUCUGAUCGGAUUAUGGAUCAGCGGCAACCCCAUCGCCAUGGGUCUCCUCAAAAGGAUUAUGCCCGUAGGAUUGAUCGCCUUCCUCGACUCGAGGGACGCUCUUCCUGACUCGGCCAAGGAACGCGAAAUGCUUAAUCAUCGGGACAACCUGAAGAUCGCGCAGGACCACGCGUCGAGGAUGAAGAAAAAUCCGAACUGGGCAGCUAUGGAACGUCAACUGAAGAACGUCGAGAAACAGGUAGAGCAUUACACAAACCUGGCGCUGCAACACUGGGGUGCGCGAGUUGGGAUCAAUCUUAAGAGGGAGGAGAAGACGAAGGAGAGACCGGUGGUGUUGAGGAGGCGGAGGGAGAGGAUCAAGGCGGAAAGCAACUGGCCUUUGUUUUAUUGGAAUUUUAGUCAGGAUCACGCGUUGCCCAAUUUGAUAUGGAACCACAAGACCCGGGAAGAGCUGCGCUGUGCAUUAGAAAAUGAGAUCCGCAUGUUUGCCAACGACAGAGACCUCGCGGGUAACGCCCUCGUUGCGUGGAACCACCAGGAGUUUGAGCUGGACUACCAGUGCCUGGCCGACGAAGUGAAAAUAGGGGAUUACUACUUGCGUCUUCUGCUAGAAAUGGACGAGAAUAACGACGACUCGCCCAUCAGAAGAUCGUAUGAGUUCUUCAACGACCUCUACCACCGAUUUCUCCUGACCAAUAAGGUCGAAAUGAAGUGUAUGUGCCUGCAAGCGAUGUCUAUCGUAUACGGUCGGUACUACGAAGACAUCGGGCCCUUUAGCGACACAAAAUACAUCGUGGUGAUGCUUGAACGGUGUACAGACAAAAUGGAGAGAGACCGUCUAAUUACGUUCAUCAACAAAUUGAUAUUGCACCGACGCAACGUCAGAGAUCUGAUGGAUAUGGGCGGGGUCAAGAUACUCGUCGACCUGGUCACUUUGGCUCAUCUGCACACCUCCCGAGCCAUGGUACCGACUCAGACGAAUGUCAUAGAGGCGGGGCCAGGCAUGAGCGUCGAGCAGAAACGCGAGUGGCACUAUAAUACAGAAGAGGGCAGCAAAGGGCCAGUUACUUUUGAUGAGGUCAAGGAGCUGUUUCAAAAAGGCGUCAUCAAUCACAAAACCCGCUGCUGGGCAAUGGGCUUGGACGGUUGGCGCGCUUUCUCUCAGUUACCUCAACUCAAAUGGUGCCUGCUGGCCAAAGGCACCCCCGUAUUAAACGAAAGCGAACUCGCUACUUACAUACUGAACACGCUGAUCAGGAUAUGCGAGUAUUUCCCUAGCCGAGACUCUGACGACGCGGUCAUCAGACCCUUGCCGAAGAUCAAGAGGCUGCUGUCAGAACAGACGACCCUAUCGCACGUGGUGCAGUUGCUGCUGACGUUCGAUCCGAUCUUGGUCGAGAAGGUAGCUACCCUGCUACAUGACGUGAUGAAAGACAACCCUGAAAUGCCCAAAGUAUACCUCACCGGCGUGUUUUACUUUAUCCUGAUGUACACCGGCAGCAACGUGUUGCCCAUAGCCAAAUUUCUGAAGUUGACACACAUCAAGCAAGCGUUCAAAGCGGACGAAAACACCACGUCAGACAUAAUGCAGAAGAGCAUACUGGGCAAACUGUUGCCCGAGGCUAUGGUUAACUAUUUGGAGAACCACGGCGCAGAAAAGUUCGCGCAGAUAUUUUUAGGCGAGUUCGACACUCCCGAAGCCAUAUGGAACGCUCAGAUGAGGCGUCUGUUAAUCGAAAAGAUCGCCGCUCACAUAGCGGACUUUACGCCCCGCCUCAGAAGCCAUAACAUGGCCAGGUACCUAUACAUAGCCAUACCUACGGUGCGAUACCCUCAGCUGGAACGCGAGCUCUUCUGUAACAUAUUUUACUUGCGCCACCUGUGCGACACCAUUAAGUUUCCGGACUGGCCAAUACCCGACCCGAUCGGACUACUGAAAGACGUCUUGGAUGCGUGGCGAACAGAAGUUGAGAAGAAACCGCCCCUCAUGACCAUCGAGGAGGCGUACGCGAAGUUGGGUCUGGAUGGUAUCAAUCACGACGAAGCGAAGAUCCGAAAGUCGUACUACAAGCUCGCCCAGCAGUACCAUCCGGAUAAAAAUCCAGACGGCAGGGAAAGGUUCGAGGAGGUGAACCAGGCCUACGAGUUCCUCUGCAGCCGUAUCAUCUGGAACACUGACGGUCCAAACCCCAAUAAUAUAGUCCUGAUCCUCCGCACUCAGAGCAUCUUGUUUUGCAGGUAUUCUGAAGUGUUGCACCCGUACAAGUAUGCCGGGUAUCCCCAGCUAAUCAAAACCAUUGGGAUAGAGACCGCCGAUGAGCAACUCUUCUCGAAAACUGACCCUUUGCUCUCUGCUGCCACUGAACUCGCUUACAGGACGGUUCAGUGCUCGUCUCUCAACGCCGAGGAGCUCCGGAGGGAAAAUGGACUGGAAACCUUGCUGGAAGCUUACUCCAGGUGCGUGAACGUUCUGAGCAACUCCUCAAAGCCAAAUGACACUGCUGUCCAGGUGUGCCUGAACAUUACCCAGUGCUUCAGUGUUGCCGCCCAGUUCCAAGCCUGCAGGGAAUGUAUGAUAAAUCUGACGCAGCUGGUCAAGGACCUCUGCCGUAUAUUGUACUUCAAGCACUUGACGAAACUGUGUUCCGCGGCCACGGAAUGCGUCCAAGCGCUGGCCGUUGAUCCGAUCUUGCAGCUCGAACUGCUCAAGGCCGGAGCUCUUUGGCACCUUUUACUAUUCGUCUUCAAGUACGACUACACCCUGGACGAGGGCGGAGUCGAGAAAAGCGAGGACUCAAACGAGCAGGAGCUGAGCAACCGGCUGGCCAAAGAGUCGGUCAAGGCAUGCGCGGCGCUCGCUCGCUUUAAGGGCGACCCUCAGACCGGUACCCGCGAGAAUUUAAUCAUGGGCAUUCUCGAAGGUUUGAUUACUCCUUAUGUGGCCCGACAAUUAAUGAGCGAUCAACCGGAAGAGGUAUUGAAGACGCUGAACAGCAAUAGCGAGACGCCAUAUUUGAUUUGGGACAACGGGACACGUGCCGAGCUCGUCGAUUUCCUGGAAAGCCAGCUCGCGGUGAGAGACGACUUCGAUUUGAACAUUGGCAGCGAUUUUAAGUAUUCCGCACACAAAGAGGAACUGAAGAUAGGCGGAAUAUUCAUACGUAUCUAUAACGAGCAGCCCAUGUUCCAGAUCAAGGAACCGAAAAACCUGGUAGUUGACAUUCUCGCUUACCUGAACGAUCAGUCGUCUUACCUUUUCAACCUGGUCAACAUUGCGUAUUCGGUGACGAUCGAAAAACGACUCGAACAUUCGACUAUGGCCCUCGCGGCAUUGACCAACGUCGUCAGAAAUAACACGGGGGUGGAGAUGCAGUGCAUCGGUCACUUCAGAUUAGUGUUCUCCCUGCUUAACGUCAGCCACGCCCCCAUCGCGUUUGGCGCGCUGAACCUAAUUGGCGUCGUCGCUAGAAACAACGAGUGCAUAAACGACAUAGCGGCAAGCGGAGUCCUAGGCCAUCUUUUGCUGGUGCUCUUUCUCAUGCCUGAAGCCCAAGAACAGGUGCUGGACAUCUUGCGGGCGCUCAUGACAAAUACGAAAAUCGUCAAGGAGUCGUUAAAUAAAGGUGCGGUGAUAUACAUGCUCGAUCUGUUCUGCAACUCGAACGACGUCCGGGUGCGACAAUCGUCCGCCGAGCUCUUGGCCAAAAUGAGCCUCGACAAGUUGGUCGGACCGAAGGUGAGACUGGCGAUCGAAACUUUUUUGCCGCCGAUAUUUUCCGACGCCAUGCGAGACAGUCCCGAGACUUCGGUGACGAUGUUUGAGUCGGAACAUGAACAUCCCGAACUCAUAUGGAAUCAGGACGCGAAAGACAGGGUGUGUUCAAUCGUGGCCACGUUAAAGAGCGAACAUUACCAAGCGCAGUCCGCGAACCGGUCAGCCAUGUGGAAGAAACCGGACACCAACGGUCUAGCGAACGUCGCGAUGCCAAACGAAGUCAUCGUGGGCGGGGUCUACUUGAGGAUAUUCGUCGCGAACCCGGCGUGGACGCUGCGCAGACCUAAAGAGUUUCUCUGCGAACUGCUCGACGCCUGCCUAAACCACAUGAGCAAGGACAAGGUGGACGUUGAACUGUUGGACCUGACAACAAACGCGUUAUGCUCCUUACUACAGGCGCAGCCGGCAUUACUCGAUCUAAUCCCGUCGAUGGGCCACAUACCGCGCCUUUGCAAGCAAUUAGGGUCUAGCGCUAAAGAUGGGGUCGUACCAAAAUCGGCCAUACUUAUAUUCAACAGCCUGACAAUAAGCAAUGUGUGCAUCCAUUCCAUCUCCCAAACAGACUGCAUGUUUCCGCUAAAACGGGCGAUGCAGAUAAGAGCCGAUAUGGUUGCGGUGGCUUGCGAAGCGCUUAACCGGAUGUUCUCGAGUAACCAAGAGCCCCUAGUUAAACAGGCACUGGACGCGGACUUUGUGCAGUUCCUGCUGGGUCUGCUCGAGGGUCGGCUCGAGCUGCUCGACAAUCCAUCAGCGACCAAGGCGCAAAUAGUAAAGGCCUUAAAGUCUAUGGGCAGGAGUCUCCUGUAUGGUGACCGGAUCAACGCCAUAUUAGAACGGAGCGGCGUGUGGGCGGAGUAUAAGGAUCAGAAACAUGAUCUGUUCAUUUCAAACACUAACAUAUCAGGAUAUCUUACGGCCGGAACGCCUUCAACUGCCGGUUACUUGACGCAAGGGCCCAGCAGCAAAGUACACAUGGCGCCGCCGCCGGUAGACAAGGACGAUCAACACCGUCCCAUCCCCGACGGAUUUUAGUCGUCGACAGUUAUUGUGAUAC
Molecule: messenger RNA, 6949 nt
Organism: Cylas formicarius (sweet potato weevil)
Lineage: Eukaryota; Metazoa; Arthropoda; Insecta; Coleoptera; Brentidae
Gene: Rme-8
Product: dnaJ homolog subfamily C member 13
Exons: 28
Coding region: 211-6927 (2238 amino acids)
Biological process (GO): receptor-mediated endocytosis; endosome organization; regulation of early endosome to late endosome transport
Cellular component (GO): endosome membrane
Source: RefSeq, a predicted model, not a curated record